UCCACCGGAUCAACCACCCCAAGAGUGACGAUCGGCCCCUGCCCCUCCCGUCUGCAACCUCUCCUCCCACCAUUCAACUACGGCACCGUCGACGUCCACACCAUCUACCGCAGCUCGUUCCCUCAAGACCGAAAUCUCGAUUUCUUGCAGACGCUCAAGAUCCGCAGCAUCCUCACCCUAGUCGACACCGACCCAUCUCCCGCUCUGCAAACCUGGAUCAAGACCAACCAAAUCACCCACGUCAAAAUCCACCUCGCAACAAACAAGCACGGCGCCGUCAACAUCACCCCGGAUACCCUCAGCCAAGCCCUGCUUUUCGUCAUGAACCGCGCCAACCACCCGCUCCACAUCCACUGCAACCAAGGCAAGCACCGCACCGGCUGCCUCGUCGCCUGCCUGCGCAAAAUCCAAGGCGUCCCGCUGCCCGACAUCCUUGCGGAGUACCACGCCUACGCCUGGCCCAAGUCGCGCGACGGCGACGUCAAGCUCAUCACCGCCUUCGAUCCCGCGAGCGUGUACGAGUACGCGGUGCGC
Messenger RNA from Neohortaea acidophila, 534 nucleotides. RefSeq names its product protein-tyrosine phosphatase. Gene Ontology annotation, biological process: dephosphorylation. The transcript is spliced from 2 exons. Gene Ontology annotation, cellular component: cytoplasm. Gene Ontology annotation, molecular function: phosphatase activity; inositol diphosphate tetrakisphosphate diphosphatase activity. The record is from RefSeq and is a predicted model, not a curated record. NCBI's taxonomy places the organism in Eukaryota, Fungi, Ascomycota, Dothideomycetes, Mycosphaerellales, Teratosphaeriaceae. The annotation marks the transcript as partial.